Triticum aestivum (bread wheat) is the source of this 5743-nucleotide messenger RNA. Its product is annotated as F-box protein At5g07610. Bases 4010 to 5365 code for a protein of 451 amino acids. Gene Ontology annotation, molecular function: protein binding. NCBI's taxonomy places the organism in Eukaryota, Viridiplantae, Streptophyta, Magnoliopsida, Poales, Poaceae. The record is from RefSeq and is a predicted model, not a curated record. The transcript has 2 exons.
CCCCCCCCCCCGCCCGAGCAAGGAGAGAUGAAUCCCCGCCACCGCCAGCACCAAACGGGCUACGCCCGACGGUGCGAACGGGCAGCGGCGAGGGAGGAGAUGGAGGGAGGGGUCCCCGGCCGGCGGCGCCCUAGGGUUUCCCCUCGGUCGCCCGCGGGGACGACACGGGAGGAGGAGGGGAGUCUGUGUUGUGUUCUCUCUCUUUCUCUCUCUCUCUCUCUCUCUCUCUCUUGCAAUACUACACUAGGGUACCAUACUUGAGUUCAGAUAUGCUACAUGGCAGAAACGGUUGUUUUUCAAUUUUCUGUAGUAUUUAUCGUGAUGAAACAUGCCAUGUUUGUUCUCUUAUAUUUGGCACAAAAUCAACUGUGGACAGCCUAAGCUCAUAAUUAUCACGUACCAUGCUAGGAAGGAUCCAAUCCAGUUGGCAUAUAAAACUCCAGUAAAAUGCAAGAUAAAGGAAAUUUCGUUAGUUUUGAUCACCUGGGAGGUUGUUUUAUUCUAGGGUGAAAAAAGAUUCAUGAUUUUUUUUUCUGAACCAAGUAGCAUAUCAGGUAGGAAGGUGAAUGCUCUAUUGAAUAUUGAUAACAAUACGGGAAAACAUUACUAUGGAUUGGUUUCGGGAAAAAGAAUCUGUCUCUAUGGAUUGUUAGGCUUGGAUCAAUAUGCCAUGCACGACUUGAUUUGUCUUAACAUCUCUUUAGAAGAAACAUUAUCAGAUAAAGAGAGUCCAUUGGUUGUCAUUUCAUAAUCAUAAGAGUCCAUUAAAUUUGUGGCCAACACCUUUUUUUUUGGAAUUUUCUAUUUAGAUGAAUGUGGAGAUUUUGUAAUACUAUACGAGUGUAGCAAGUCUUGAGUACAUAUAUGCUAAAUGGCAUAACAUACAUUUUCAGUUUUCUGUAGUAAUUUGGCUCAGUGUGGAACGGAAUCAACGGAUUAUACUCAUAAUUAUCAUCUACCAUUGUCAUAUCCUUACUGAGGAUUUCUCGCUCAGAUUUCGGAUCGAGAAGGGGAUACUUGGGGAAGAAGAAGAAACCAGAGAGAUAGGAGGUAGGAGGUGAUGUGAGCUAUUUCAUUUAGUCGCUGCCAAAUCCAGCCAACGGUCUAGCUUAUAUAUAGCUCGUACAUUUUCACACACUCAGCCCACCAGGCCCUCACACUUACAUGGCUGAAAGCCCAAAUGAACAAGACACUCUCAGAUGGCCCACUUGUUAUUCAAACAUUUCCCUUGGUGCCGCUCUCGGCCUCCUUUAGCUUCCUAUUCCCUGGUUCUGCAGCUGUCAGGGUGUAAUCAAAUUGUUAUAUGUGCUCCCAUAAAAAGCAAGAGACGUGGAAAAUUGGUAGUUUUGAUCACCUUGCAGGUUGUUUUGUUAAGGUGGAAAAAUUGUAUCGGGUUCCUACCUGCACGGCAUGUUGAAUGCUAAAUAGAAUCAUGUGCAUGCAUUAGUUUCCGCAAAAUAACUCAACUUAUAUGCAUUGGUAGUUUGGACUUUGGACCAAUAUGGAACUGUGGCCAUGAUAUUGUCUUGAGAAUUAGGCAAAUAGUAAAUCCAUUAUGUGUCGAAUGUAGUGCAGCUGUAGCUCUUUUAUUCUCAUAUAGAAGUUCACCCUGACGAUCGUCAAAAUUACUAUGAAUUCAAUUUUUCUGUGAAGAGACUUAUCAUUUUCACUAUCUAUUCCUGAUCUGUUUCUAUGUAUUUCCGUAAAAUGGUUCACAAGGUAUCAGAAUGAAAGUGAAGGGACUAAUUAGUGAAGUUGUAACUAACCACUAGAUUUUACUCCCUCCGUCCCAAAAUAAGCAUCUCAAUUUUGUACUAACUUUAGUACAAAGUUGCACUGAAGUUAAGACACUUAUUUUGGGAUGGAGGGAGUACUUAUUUCACAUUCUCUCUCUUUGCAUACAGAUGGCCAUGGGGCUCAAAUUUUCUAAAUUUGUUGGUUCCUGCGGUUAUGCCUCAAGGAUAUUAAUUUCAGAUGGCUGAAGUGUUUUGUUUGACAGAGAAUGUGCUUCAGUAUUAGUGAGUGUCUACCUCUUUCCCAGUUAACCCUCUUCUUUUCAUAGGAUUUCAUGAAAGUUAAUACCUUGCUGUAAAAAUUGUAGAAUGAUCAUAUUUUUUAUUUGUAUCCAGGGACUAAUUUAGGAUCUCUCAUGUCUUAUGUUAGUUGAUUAAUACGGUGAUUUUUAUGAAAAAACUAGCAUCUUAGGCACCUUAAUUUGUGUUCUUCCUCAGCUUUCGAGAAGUUUCUGGGCCCGUCACUGUUUGCAUCCCUAUGAUUUAUUUUUUUAGAGACUCCCUAGAAAAUUUAAUGGUUAUCGAAUAAAAAGAAAAAGAUCUAACCAUCUAUCUGGUGGACGCAAGUUUUAACGGCUUGAAUUUAAUCUGGACUACUAAUCUACAACAAAAUAAGAGGCGUAUGUAAAAUAAGGAGAUUGAUAUAAUUUGGUGUGUGAUGCCAGAAUAAAGUUACUAAAUUUAUAUAAUUUGGUACGUUCUGACAUUUUUUUACUAAAUUAUAGUAUUUGUUCUCAGAAGUGCACUGUUGUUCUUUAGGCUCAGACACUAUUGACAGAAUAAAGUUCAUUUUGUUUGAUUUAUAUUGCAAUUAAGAAGGAUGUUGGGUUUGCCAACCAAUGUUGCUGGUAUGUAGAUUUAUGUUUUACCACCAUAUGGUCCAUUUUAUGGUAUAUAAAGAUUUUUAGUUGUCUAGAUUUCUUAAGUGUAUUUUAUGUUGGCUUAAUAAGGUUUGUUACAGCAAAUGUGAUUCUUUUGUAUUAUCAGUAUGCAAUUUUUUCUAUUUAAAUUUUCCAUUGUAUAAGCAUACCUACUCAUUUAGUUUACAUCAGACAUUUCUACCCUGACUAUGGGCUGCUUAAACUAACAUGAGUUUCCUUUCUACAAAUAUUUAUAUAUUUAAGUGUGUUUAGCACAUUGUUUGUUUAUAAUAACUGUGGGCAUGUACUAGGGAGAAUUUGCAUAGGAUAACAACAUAUAUUGAUACUGAUAUUGUUAUGACCGGCAUAUUAGGGGCUUAGCCCAGUUAGUUGUGGCCCAGUUUAUCUUAUUGUUAUUAGGGGCUUAGCCCAAUUAUCUUAUUAGCAGGAUUAUAUAAACUCGUGUAAGGACCCGUUUUGGGAGCCGGGAGACCUAACCCCUGCGCUCUCUCUCUCUCGCGCGCGCGCACGCAAUGACGGCGCCCCAGCGCCGGCGGCCACGCCUUUCUCAACGCCAUCCCUCCUUCCACCCUACAACCUGAGACCAUGCCCUGGUAGGGAUCCGGUUCCUACCAGAUAUACUCCCUCCGUUCAUAAUUAUAAGACCUUUUAGAGAUUUCAACAUGAACUACAUACGGAGCAAAACGAGUGAAUCUAUACUCUAAAAUAUGUCUGUAUACGUCCGUAUUGAAAUCUCUAAAAGGUCUUAUAUUUAGAAACGGAGGGAGUAGAAUUUACUUAGCUUCUAUCCAUUUCCCUUUAUUCAGCCACCCGUAUCACAUUCUUAUGAGUAAGCAUGGUUUGUAAAUACAAGUGUUCACAAAAAUAUUAAUGAUCGUGUCGUUUUUCAGGAAUUGCAAUGGACCAAAUUGUUGUCCAAGGCCUGGAUUCAAAACAUGUAGCUGUAAUGCUAAUCAAUCAUCAUCAUUGCUUAUCAGUCGUAAUCAAUUCCUACUUUUUUUAACUUUCUCCUUUUUGGAAAAAGCGGAAGCAUUAUCAGUCAACUGAAAAGAGUAUGUUAUAAGUACAAUGAAAUCUGGGAAAAGAACUAUGGUAAUUCUUUCUCUUCUAUUUGACCGUCAUACAAUCUAACUCGCAACAAAUUGGAGGAAAGUAAUUUAUUUUUCCCUACAUUUAUUUCUAUAAGCAAGAAUUUCACGCACUUUUCCCCUUCCCAAACCCUCAGUGGCGGAGCCAGGAAUAUAGUAUGAGGAGGGCCAAGUGUAGUAAAUCCCUGCAAGGGAGGGCCAGCUCAUAAGAAUACAUCAUUUUUGCAACCAUUGUACAUCUAUUAGCAUGCAUAUUAGGCUUAAUACAACAAUCUUAGGGGGGGGGGGGGCCAGGGCCCCUGCUGGUCCCCCUGUCUCCGCCACUGCAAACCCUAGAGUUCGGGACACUGAUCCCCAAGCCAAGGAGUCGAUGCCGCCAGGAGGAGGAGGAGGUGAGCAUGGCUGCACGGAGCAGGACCAUCCAUUGGCGACCGGUCGCCGUGACGAGGGCGCUCCGUCCUAUCCUAUGCCGCCGCCUCCCCUCAUUGUUCUGAAGAAGAAGAAGAAGAAGAAGAAGCACGAGCAGGAGCAGGAGCACGAGAAACACCCUGCUGGGAGCCUUCCUGAGGGCCCCCUUGUCGAGAUCCUGUCCCGGGUGCCCUACAAGUCACUGUGCUGCUUCAAGUGUGUGUCCAAGCCGUGGCUUGCCCUCUGCUCUGACCCCGACAUCCGCAAGAGGUCACCCAAGACCAUGGUAGAUUUCUUCCUCCGCAACUAUGGCAUCGGCCCCUGUUUCAUUAACUUGUCUGGAAGAGGCCAGCCCCUGGUCGACCCUUCUCUCUCUUUCUUGCGUGAGAGCUUUACACUUCUCAUCCCCCAGCAGUGCUGCGGUGGCCUUGUUCUCUGCAAAUACUGGGAAUCACGUUAUGUUGAGGAAUUUGAGUACAAUCUUGUCGUGUGCAAUCCUGCGACCAAGAAGUGGGCCGAGCUGCCUCCUAAUCCUAUACAAUUGCAAGACGAAGACGAAGAAGAAGUCGAAGAAUAUUUGUGUUUCGAUCCAGCUGUCCCCUCCCGUUUCGUGGUACUCACACACACUUGGGAUUUCACAGAAGUGGCAAUCUACUCAUCAGACACUGGACGAUGGACUACGGUGGAGACUGGUUGGACUGAUGAGGCUCCUGUUGGUCUUCCUGUCUUCCUGAAUGGUACUUUGCAUUUGAUGACCACUGAAUAUUCAAUAGUCACAGUAGACACAGAGGGGAAGGUUUGGGGGCAAAUUGAUAUUCCAGGCAACAUGCGAGACAGCUCUGAUUAUCCGUUCAUUGGACAGUCUCAGGGACGAUUGUAUGCUUGGUCUAUAAAUGAUAAUAUUGAUGUUUGCCAACUUUCAGUUUGGGCUCUUGAGGAUUAUGGUGGUGCAAAGUGGGCCUUGAAGUAUACUGUUAACAUUUCAGAACUGUUUGGAAGGAAUUGUUGCAAAUAUGUGGAGCCCUUAGCAAUUCAUCCAGAUUGUGAUUUGAUUUUCCUUGCUGACCGGAGGGGGAAGGCUAUCUCAUAUGAUAUGGACAGCAAGAAAGUGCAUGUUAUUGGCACUUACCAAACAUUCAAUGGUGCUGUACCUUAUGUUCCAUGUUUUGCGGAAUGGCCGUCAGAUGGUCACUGACCUUGCUGGAACUAUAUUGUCUUCAUAAAUUUAGCCAUGGAGAAUAUGCAACACCUAGCAACAGCUUCCAGUGGCUAAUGCUUACUUGUAUGAAUGAGUCUAGGUAUUUGAUGUAUCGGCUGCAUCUAGUGCUAAUCAUUAUGGUCACCUGUUAGCUCUGGGUGUGGGGUAACUGUGAGGGUAUAUUAUCUAUGUUUGAAAUUGGUUGGACUUUCACCUCUUUAUUUUUCGUUUAAGACUGGAGAUGCUUAUCUCUUGUUGCAAGUACAUUUAUCUUUUAUGGACAACUUGUUAUCCAUCAGUUCGGAAUAUUGAUAUCGCCUUGUUCUUAUAUAUGCACAUGUUAAAGACUGGAGAUGCCUAUCUCUUGUACGUUUA